Puma concolor (puma) is the source of this 3705-nucleotide messenger RNA. The record is from RefSeq and is a predicted model, not a curated record. NCBI's taxonomy places the organism in Eukaryota, Metazoa, Chordata, Mammalia, Carnivora, Felidae.
AUGUCUUCUGAAAAGCAUGACAACCCUUUCAUUUUUGGUCAAGUGUUGUUACUGGACUGGCAAAUUCUAGCAUUUAGGACCAGCUUGGGGGAUCCUGAAUUUGCUGAUCAUGCAGUUCUCUUAAAGAUGCCUGGGGCAGCAUGGAGUAAAGAGUAUACACAGCAGGUUUGCAGCCAUGGUAUAUGCGGUGAGCGAACGUGGAUGGUUGCUGGAAGUGGCAUGCGGAGGUACAUGAAAGCCAUAUGUGGUGUCACACAAUUUUCUCCAAACGCGCUCAGGCUGCCAGUGGUUCAGGCUAUCCAGCCACCUGUAAAAGGUGGACGACACUGUUCAAUUUUCUAUCAGCGAUACUUACAUCUUCUCCAAGAAUCACAUUCAGCAUUAGGAGAGAUCUAUCUAAUUCUGGGCCAGGGGGUUCUGAACCUAAGGGAACAGCACCCUAAACUAAACAAAAACCAAUGUGCUUAUUGCAAGAGAGAAGGCCACUGGGUGAAAGACUGCCCUAACAAAAUAUCUAAGACCCCUGCCAAGAUAUUGGAGAUGGAGGACCUGGACGACUAGGGGAGUUGGGGUUCAGUACCCCUCCCCAAGCCCAGGGUAACUCUCAGAGUGGAGGGGCAACCAGUUGAAUUUCUAGUGGACACUGGGGCACAACAUUCGGUCUUAUUACAACCCCAGGGGAAAUUGGCGAGCAAGACCUCAUGGGUUCAAGGGGCCACGGGGACCAAACAGUACUCAUGGACUACCCGAAGAACUGUGGACCUCAGCAUGGGCCGGGUAUCCCACUCCUUCAUGGUCAUCCCUGAAUGUCCCUACCCGUUGUUAGGUCGGGAUUUGCUCACCAAGAUGGGGGCACAAAUUUGCUUCUACCCCAGAGGGGCAAAAAUCCUAGACAAAGAAGGGCAACCGAUUCAGGUGCUUGUCCUGAGUUUGGAAGAUGAAUAUCGUCUCCACCAGAUGCCCCCAGUCCCAAUGACUGACAUUGACUGUUGGCUACAGGAAUUUCCUCAGGCAUGGGCAGAAACUAGGGGAAUUGAGCUGGCCCAACACCAACUGGCUAUAUACAUAGAACUAAAACUGGGGGCAGACCCUGUCAGGGUCCGCCAAUACCCCAUGCCUCUCGCGGAGCAAAUGGGAAUCACGCCCCACAUACGGCGACUACUAGACUCAGGCAUAUUAAGGCUCUGCCAAUCGUCAUGGAACAGUCCCUUGCUGACAGUGCGAAAACCGCACUCUAACAAUCACAGGCCAGUCCAGGACUUAAGGGAAGUCAACCGGCGAGUAAUGGAUGUGCACCCCACGGUCCCAAAGCCAUACACCCUCCUCUCUACGUUUCCUCCAGACAAAAAUUGAUAUACAGUAUUAGAUUUAAAAGGUGCCUUUUUCAGCCUGCCUUUAGCACCCAAGAGCCAAGACCCUUUUGCCUUUGAAUGGACGGACCCUGAGAAAGGCGUCAAUGGCCAACUCACCUGGACUCGACUACCAGAAGGAUUCAAAAACUCACCAACCAUCUUCGACGAGGCCUUACACGAAGACUCGGGUGAGUGUUCUGAGCACCCUCAUUUGACCUUAUUGCAAUAUGUAGAUAAUAUCCUGCUGGUGGAGGAGGACCAGGACACUUGCCUGCCAGGCACCAAGGACUUAAUCCAGACCAUAGCGGCUCUAGGAUACCAGGCCUCAGCCAAAAAGGCCCAAAUCUGCAGAGCAGAGGUGAGCUACCUGGGGUACAAAUUAAAGGAUGGACAAAGAUGGUUGACGGAUGCGCGGAAGGAAACCGCCCUAAGGAUCCCACAGCCGCAAACUGUCUGUCAGGUACGUGAAUUCCUGGGGUCGGCAGGGUUCUGUUGAUUAUGGAUUCCGGGUUUUGCCAAGAUGGCCAGACCCCUCUAUGAGGCCACCAGGCACCAACAAAAUUUUGAAUGGACAGAGGCCAUGAACAAGGCCUUUAAUGACCUUAAACAGGCCUUGCUGUCUGCCUCAGCUCUCGGGUUGCCUGACCUAACCAAGCCCUUCUACCUGUAUGUAGACGAGAAAGACAGGGUGGCAAAAGGGGUCCUUGUCCAGUACAUAGGUCCCUGGAAAAGACCCAUAGCUUAUCUCUCUAAAAAGCUGGACAUGGUGGCCGCUGGAUGACCCCCAUGCUUAAAAAUUAUUGCCGCGGUGGCCACUAUGGUCAAGGAUGCAGACAAGCUAGCCAUGGGGCAAGAACUAUAUGUUACCACCCCACAUGCUAUUGAAGGGGUACUCAAACAGCCCCCAGACCGCUGGAUCAGGAAUGCUUGUCUGAGCCUACUGCUCAGACAUUAUCAGAGCCUACUGCUAAACCCCACCAGAAUUUUAUUCAAGCCACCUACAACCCUGAAUCCUGCAACGCUACUCCCUAACCCAGACUGGGACCCCCCUCUGCAUAACUGUCAUAAGAUUUUGGCACAGGUGCACGGAAUCAGGGCUGAUCUCUGGGACCGGCCACUGCCGAUCGCGGACGCCACCUGGUAUACGGACAGUAGCGGUUUUUUCUGAGAAGGAAUCAGAUACGCGGGGGCAGCCGUAACCACAGAGACGGAGAUCAUCUGGGCAGAGCCAUUGGCAGCCGGAACAUUGGCUCAACGGGCAGAACUGAUCACCCUGGACAAGGCACUAACCAUGGGAGAAGGUAAAUGAAUAAACAUUUACACCGACAGCAGGUACGCCUUUGCCACCACUCAUAUCCACGGAGCCCUUUACAGAGAGAGAGGGCUUCUGACAACAGAGGGAAAGACUAUUAAAAACAAAAUAGAGAUUCUUGAACUCCUAAGGGUCUGGCUGCCCAAGGCACUAGCUAUCAUCCACUGUCCAGGACACCAAAAAGCAAACACACCAGUAGCCAGGGGAAACCGGCUAGCUGACUCAAAAGCAAAGGAGGCAGCCCUUUCGGUGACCCAGGUUUUAACAACCACGCUACCCGAUCCGGGGGCACCGACCCUGCCGGACACCCGCAACUAUACUGGCACUGACCUACAACAGAUUAAACGCUUGCCUAUGACCCAACGCUUACAUGGCUGGUGGAGGGCCACAGACUCCAGCAUCAUCCUGCCAGAGGAACUAGGACGACGAGUCUUAUCCAAAAUGCGUCGGAGUACUCAUAUGGGAACAAAAAAGAUGGAAGACCUCAUACAACAUGCUAAGAUCAUUAUUAAAGACUCUUGAGCAAAGAUCCAGCAGAUUGUGGCAAGCUGCCAUGCAUGCCAGGUAACCAACACCACCACCCAUGGGUCUAACCCAGGAACCCGACUCAGGGGAGACCGCCCAGGAGCAUACUGGGAAGUAGAUUUCACUGAGGUAAAGCCUGGAAAGUAUGGGUACAAGUACCUGCUAGUUUUCAUAGAUACCUUUUCAGGGUGGAUGGAGGCAUUCCCCACCAAGCACGAAACCGCACAAAUCGUGACCAAAAAGCUGCUGGAGGACAUUCUGCCAAGGUAUGGAUUUCCUGCCAGGAUCGGAUCCGACAAUGGACUGGGGUUCAUUUCUAAGUGCUUGCUCACUUCAAUGACCAACAACUUCUCUUCUCCCUCCAAAUGUUACAAAGAGCCCAUGAGCAGGUGUGGCCAAAGUGAGGGCCCUCUACGAGACCUGACCCCCAUCGAUAUCCACCAGGCAAUUGGGUGUAUGUGCGGAGGCACCAACAGCAGACAUUCUAACCUCAAUGGAAAGGACCCUACAUUGUAA